Molecule: messenger RNA, 1974 nt
Organism: Fragaria vesca subsp. vesca
Lineage: Eukaryota; Viridiplantae; Streptophyta; Magnoliopsida; Rosales; Rosaceae
Product: cysteine synthase-like
Exons: 10
Coding region: 674-1642 (322 amino acids)
Cellular component (GO): cytoplasm
Molecular function (GO): cysteine synthase activity
Source: RefSeq, a predicted model, not a curated record
UCUUGAACUUUUUGUACUCCAUACCUGUGUAUCAGUUAAUCAGUUAUUACUAUUGGUUGCUUAGCUUCUGUUGUUUAAAUGUGGGUUUGGGGAUUAUAGGAUUCUAAAGUUUUGGGUUUCUCUUUGUCUGUGAAACUCUGCACAAUCUUAACUCUUGGGUUCCAAAGUGUGAUAAUUUAAUCUGAAAAGUUUGCUUCUUUGGAUAUUGGUGAGUUGCUGAAGUUCCCUAAGUUAGACUCUUCCUCUGUUGAGCGGUUUGCAUCACAUACUAUAUAUUGGACUUGAGAAGUUCUGACUUUUCAGCUUGUUUAUUGAAAAAAUUGUGCUGGAUUAUUGGGUUACCGAUCUGUCACUGGAAAUUUGACACAUUUUUCUCAUUUUCGGUGUAACAUAGACGCUUGGUCUGAUUAGGUUGUCUGACAUUUGGACUGUCUGCUCUACAAUCCAAGUCUGUUCUAUAUCCCAGUUUUGCAAAUUAUUUCACAUUGCUUUUUGAAUUGCAUUUGCAAGAUCAUUGAAUGACAAAGUUGUAACCUUAAUGUCAUUGUAGCCCAAUAAUUUCCUUCUGUUCAGGGGAUUAGAUGUAGGCUUUGGAAUAGCAAUUUGUGAGUGCAUUUCUUGGAUUUGUUUCACUCUAUCAAUUUUCUAUCAGCUUGCAGUUUAAAAGGAUAUCAUGGAGGGACAAGGUGCAAUCAAGAAAGAUGUCACCGAAUUAAUCGGAAAUACCCCAAUGGUAUACCUGAACCAUGUUGUGGAAGGUUGUGUAGCUCAAAUUGCUGCCAAGCUUGAGAUGAUGGAACCCUGCUCUAGCGUGAAAGACAGGAUUGCACAUAGUAUGAUCAAGGACGCUGAGGAUAAAGGUCUAAUAACUCCUGGGAAGACUGUUCUUAUUGAGCCCACAAGUGGCAACACUGGCAUUGGAUUGUCAUUCAUCGCAGCAAGCAAGGGCUACAAGCUGAAGUUAGUCAUGCCAUCUUCAAUGACUCUUGAAAGAAGAAUUGUGCUCCUAGCUUUUGGGGCCGAGGUGUACCUCACAGAUCCUGCCAAAGGCUUUAAGGGAGUUCUUGAUAAGGCUGGGGAGUUGCUACGUGACACACCUAAUGGUCAUAUGCUUCAGCAAUUUGAAAACCCAGCCAAUCCAAAGAUUCAUUAUGAAACCACCGGCCCGGAGAUAUGGAGAGACUCAGCGGGGAAAGUUGAUAUCCUGGUUUCAGGGAUAGGAACUGGUGGCACAGUAACUGGUGUAGGGAAGUUUCUUAAAGAGCAAAAUCCAGAGAUCAAGGUUUACGGUGUAGAACCAAUUGAGAGUGCAGUCUUGAAUGGUGGUCCACCUGGUAAGCAUCUGAUCCAAGGAAUUGGUGCUGGUUUCAUACCUCAAGUGCUCGAUGUUAACCUGCUGGAUGAAGUUAUUCAAGUAUCCAGUGAGGAAUCUAUCGAGACUGCUAAGCUGCUUGCACUGAAAGAAGGUCUUUUGGUGGGGAUCUCAUCUGGUGCUGCAGCAGCAGCAGCAAUAAAGUUGGCAAAGAGGCAGGAAAAUGCUGGAAAACUAAUAGUUGUGGUGUUCCCCAGUUUCGGAGAGCGGUAUCUGUCUUCUGCACUCUUUGAUACCAUUAGGCAUGAAGCAGAAAACAUGACUUUUUGAGAGUGUUGCCAAUGUAAUGAACUGCUUUGCGCUUUUGUGUCCUUUGUCAUUGAAAUAAUAAUACAUAGACUAGUUCUUUGAAGGGCAAAAGUCUUUGAAACAAAUUCAGAGACAAUACCAUCUACAUUUCUCGAUCAAAGUCUUCAGAAAAUAGUUUACAAGUACAUUCAUUGAUAUAGAUUUUGUAUCUCACAAGCUUAUGAUAUGCAUUUGGGGACCCGAUCGAAUAACCCAAAUUACACAUGUAUUACAUACUUUAUUUCAAGUGACAUGAUAUAGAUCACAUUCUAAACUGUUUUAUUUGUAUGUAUGAAAUGAUAUACUUUUCACUG